Messenger RNA from Brassicogethes aeneus, 381 nucleotides. NCBI's taxonomy places the organism in Eukaryota, Metazoa, Arthropoda, Insecta, Coleoptera, Nitidulidae. The record is from the annotation of a GenBank genome assembly.
AUGGAAAAUCCAGAGUACGGUUAUCUCUACAUGUUGACCACCCAGCACCCAAGUGUUAACAGUGAUUGGGGUUCUUUAUCUUCCGCAUCGAGUUACGACAGUUAUUCGGAGGAAAAUUAUCAACAAAACUGCGUUAGUCCGGACAACAUCGAAAGGUCCAAGACCAGGGUAACACCCGUAGUGCUUCGCAAAAGACGUUUGGCAGCCAACGCCAGGGAGCGCAGAAGGAUGCAGAACCUAAACCAAGCCUUCGAUAGGCUUAGGACGUUCCUACCUCAACUAGGACAAGACAGACAAUUGUCCAAAUACGAAACUCUUCAGAUGGCGCAGACCUACAUCACGGCGCUCUACGAUCUCCUAGAUGCGCGACCACAACACUAG